Messenger RNA from Suillus bovinus, 246 nucleotides. RefSeq lists its product as uncharacterized. Lineage: Eukaryota; Fungi; Basidiomycota; Agaricomycetes; Boletales; Suillaceae. The annotation marks the transcript as partial. The record is from RefSeq and is a predicted model, not a curated record. The transcript is spliced from 2 exons.
GAAGAGCUUUUGAUUGAUUUUUGUGAAAUUAUUGGCGAACACAGUGGUGCAAAUCUUGCCGAAGCUGUGUGGAACACACUCGAACUUUACAGACUCAAAGAUCGGAUCAUGGGUGUCGUAUGCGACAAUGCUACGAACAAUGAUACACUACUUGAAUCCCUUGAAGAAAAGUGUUCCGCUGAGGGGAUCGACUUCUCGCACAAGAAAGCACGGAUCCAUUGUUUGCCACAUAUUGUGCACCUAUCU